Colletotrichum siamense is the source of this 1443-nucleotide messenger RNA. RefSeq lists its product as uncharacterized. The coding region runs from base 1 to 1443 and encodes 480 amino acids. The transcript has a single exon. NCBI's taxonomy places the organism in Eukaryota, Fungi, Ascomycota, Sordariomycetes, Glomerellales, Glomerellaceae. The record is from RefSeq and is a predicted model, not a curated record.
AUGUGGACUCUUCAAGAGCUUCUUCUUGCCACCCAUGCUACCAUCCUUUGCGGGGAACAGGUAAUUGCCUGGGAUAUCUUCUGCCAAGCUUUGGAGCUCAUGGAGGCUACCUUCUCCCUGUCUAGCAAGGGGGUGCGGAAUUUUGUGAAUUGCUUCUACGCAUAUUCGGAUUUUCAAGAUAUUUCUGGCAGCACCAGCGGCCAAACAGUCCAAAGGAGCCAGUCCGAGCUAGCUAGGGGAGAUGAGGAGGGGAAAUUGUCGAGCCUUGUACAACAUGCCAGAAUUCGGCAUGCCACCAACCCAAAAGACAAGAUCUUCGGGCUCUACGGCAUUUCCCAGAGACUCGGACAGCCAUUCCCAAGUCCCGAUUAUACACAAUCAGUGGCCAAGAUAUACACGGAAGCGACGAAGGCUAUCAUACGGCACGAGAACACCCUAUGGCCGCUGGAUAAUGUGUGGAGUGGGAACCGCCAGAGUGGUCUGCCGUCCUGGGUUCCUGACUGGAGCUACGACUAUAGAUGGUUCGACGAUGUUCUGAUCGAGCUAGGAGGCGUUCCCCUGGACUCUGCAGACCGAGAGACUACAACUCACUGGGAAGGGCCGGUGGAUGGACAGAGCUACGAAAUCAAGUUCACUGGUGACGACGGCAUUGUUCUGCAAGGCCAAACACUUGGUGUGAUCGAGACGGUUUUUGACGACCGCGACAGAGCGCUUAUUGAAAAGGACAUCUUGGCUGCGCAGCGGCUAUCCGUUGAAUACGAACUCACACUAAAGCGGCAUGGCGCAGAACGGAUCAGGUUCUUCAGGCGCAUCUACGCCGAAUGCGACAAUGCUGAGCAUGCCGAAGCCUGUCUUCUAGCAUUCUGUUGGUUAUUGCUGACUUACAGCCCGAACCAACCCAAGGAGGGCUUCAAAAGAGGGUUCAAGGACCUGCAUACUCUCUUCAAAUCCACACUCCCAGGUUGCGAGGAGAACCGUCGGUAUAUCUUCUCCCAAGCCAGGGAAAAGCUUCAGAAGGCACUCAAAGAGCAUCAAAGACACCCCAAAGUGCUCGCUUUCGUCGACUCGGACAUUGACGCAGCAAUAGAUGUGGUGUUGUCCCUACAUCAAGGCCCAGAGUACAUCAUCCGUUCGACGCCUGAAGAUGCGAGGCCGGGGUCGGUCUUCCGUCUGCUGGGUUCUGCGACAGGAUUUUACAGAACAAUUCAAGGGCUUUCUAUAAAUAAGGCAGUCUUCAUUGCGGACUCCGACAUUAUAGGCUACGCCCAGGGGCGUGUUUGCGUGGGAGACAGUGUUGUCAAGUUCUAUCAGGCCUCGUCCCCUUCGGUCUUGCAUCCUUGCGGACCGCACUAUCAGCUUCACUCUCCGGCGGUCGUAAAGACGGAAGGUGCUCUCAGUGACCUUCUGGACAGCGCUGCAUCAACAACUUACAAGAUCCGAUGA